AUGACGAGGCCUCAAAUAAUCCGGGCAGAUACCUUGGAUCUCCAAGACCACGAUGAGCCCUCCGCGAAAGACCACACCAGACAACCAGUACACCCACAACCACUUGGGAGCGGCCGGCCUGCUCCCCAUCAAGAGCUCUCUAUUCGCCACGCCGAAGAAGAUCUGCAGUCGGAGAUCAGGGGCGGGCGCGACAAAAAUGAACAUCGCGACGGCAAGGACGCGGAUGGAGACCGAGAUGAUGAGGAUGACGACGACGACGAUGACACUCGGUACGAGCAUGAGGAUGAGGACCUGGCAGACGGUGAAAACGACGACAUGAUGGACGACGACAUGAUGGACAAAAUCUCCAGCUCGCCCUCCAUCGACGAUGAGGACAUUGAUUUCGAGUUCGUCUACGCGCUUCACAACUUCGUCGCUACCGUUGAUGGUCAGGCAAACGCUGCAAAGGGCGACACCAUGGUUCUCCUCGAUGACAGUAACAGCUACUGGUGGCUUGUUCGUGUCGUGAAAGAUGGAAGUAUUGGAUAUCUUCCUGCAGAGCACAUCGAAACGCCCACGGAAAGGCUGGCCAGAUUGAACAAGCACAGAAAUGUGGACCUCUCUGCGACUAUGCUGGGCGACAACAACGAAAAGUCUAAGAAUCCGCUCAAAAAGGCUAUGCGUCGCCGUAACGCAAAGACCGUCAACUUCGGGGCCCCAAUGUACAUCGACGCCUCUGAUGUCGACUACUCGUCGGACGAGGAUUCCGAACAUGGCGACUUCUUCAACGAUGACGAGACCUUGGACGGUGAAGAAGAAGACGUCCAGGACCAAGCUGAGGAUAUUGUUGUGGAACCGCUCAGGCCAAAGGGCCAGAAAGACAAAUCCGCGGAGUCCUCAGACAACCAUGGCUCUCAUGAAAGACAAGAUUCACAAUUGUCAGGUUCCGAAAAACGCCCGUCAAGCGAAGAAUUCUUUGAAGCCGAAGGUAAAUUGAACCAUGUGCGAGCUACACCCGUGCCAGGGACUGACUCUUCCCAAACAGAACCCACUGUCAGUAGAUCCAGAAAUGGCACUGUACGAAACACCGAUUCUUUCUUCAAAGAUGAUACUGCCGAGCCAAAGAAGAUAUCUCUUACGCCAAAUCUGCUGCGUGACGCACGCGAUGAAAAUGGCCUAAGUACAUUGGCAGAGUGGAAAGAGCCCCGUGGAAGCCUUGACUCUCUUGAAAAAGGAACCAAUCCACAGGACAAAGCGAAAGAAAAGGAGGAGAAGAAACGAAAGGAGAAGAAGUCCGGAAUGCUCAGCGGAUUGUUCAAGCGCAAGAAGAACAAAGACGAUGUCGAUGAACCGGAUAGGUCGCCUGUGGACUCGGCAUCCCGGACAUCGCCGCAACCAAAGACCUCUAUGGAGUCCAUUUCCUCAAAGUCAAUGUCACCCGAUCAGCAGCGAUCCUCCAAAGAGCAACAACGGUCUUCCAAGGAAUCCCAGCGACCCUCGAAGCCGCAGAAGCACACAGUCAAUAAGCUGCACAAGCAGCCCCCUGGUAUCAUGAAGGUUGAUACAGAUCUCGAUCCAGACAUGACUGCGUACCACAGCAGCGAGGCUAUUCAGCGUAGCUCGGGCGACCAGAGCAUUCGGCAAGUCCCGCAACACGAACAAGAAGAAAGUGGCUAUGAGGAUUGCGACAUCGUUUUACAAUCACCCAUUAGUCCGGCUAGUGUCUCCAAGGAUCCUUUCUCGACCCCACUUGAAUCCAUGGACCCCUUGGCGUCGCCGGUUGACCGUCCGUCCAGCGAAACGCAGUGGCGAGGACCCCAAAAUUAUGGCCGCACAUCUGCUGCCUCCAAUUCUGUAACAUCACCACCCCAGAGGUUUGCACCGGACGUGAGUGAGGCAGUGUCCGCGUCUCCUGUUAACCACUCGCCGGUGGAGGCCUACGUACCCGUAGGGGUCGAGGGCAUCACAGACGCAUCACAAAGCACGCGAUCUCUGUCGCCGCCCUCGCCGCCCUCAUCGGCAGGAAACGACACUCAAUAUCAAAAGAGCAUCGCCACGACCCCUGCCUCGGUUGAUGCACUCUCUGUGGAUACCCCGACUUGGAGCGACUCCAGUCUGCGAUCGUACAUGGACGAAGAAAAUGACAUUCGCGACUUGUUCAUCAUUGUCCAUGACAAAUCAAACGUCCCUCCGGCUGGUCCUGAUCACCCGAUCACUGGUCGUCUGUUCAAGGAAGAAAGCAAGAGACUCAAGGAAAUGAACAAUCAGCUUGACGAGAUGCUCGUGAGCUGGAUGUCUCAACGGUCUCGGACCUCUUCCUCGAUGCGCAGCAUGCAAAGCGCAGUAUGA
Messenger RNA from Penicillium olsonii, 2328 nucleotides. The record is from the annotation of a GenBank genome assembly. NCBI's taxonomy places the organism in Eukaryota, Fungi, Ascomycota, Eurotiomycetes, Eurotiales, Aspergillaceae.